GAACAUAGAAACAGGAAGUAUUUACGUGAAUUGGUUUUCUCGGAAACUUGUGAAUAAGUUAAUUUUUCGAGCUGUUUUUGAAUUAAAAUCAGUUUGAAAUUUAGUGAAAAUAAAACAUUUGUCAAUUUCGGGAAGAUUGAUAUUGUGAUAUUCAACUAUCAGCGCGUAUUAAGACCGAUCUUCAAAGAAAUUUCAUUGACAUUUGCCGGCUUCAUUUUGUGUAUUGGGUGUUUAUAGUUAUUUGACAUAUCUCAAGAAUAUCUUUAACCCGCCUCGCUUUCGGAAACAAAGAAGUUUGUUUCCGCUUGGAUGUCCAGUAGCAUCGACCAAGAGCCUGCAGCUAAGAAGCAAAAACUCGACACUUCUGAGAAUUCACACUGCAAUUCAAAUUCGCCUGGUAAACUGGCUUCUACUACUGAUUCAUAUCAAACAGACACCUGCACUGAACAUUUAGACACUCAAGCUAUGUACAGAAAAUAUUCAGCAGAGAUGGCGAAGAAUUCCCAGAAUGGUGUAGAGGGGGAGAUAGAUGAAGGGCUGUACUCUAGACAGCUGUACGUUCUUGGACAUGCUGCUAUGAGACGUAUGCAGUCCUCCAAUGUGUUGAUUUCUGGCAUGAAGGGUUUGGGUGUGGAGAUUGCCAAAAAUGUUGUCCUGGGUGGUGUCAAGUCAGUUACAAUCCAUGAUUCUGGUAAUGCAACAUGGACAGAUCUGUCAGCACAGUUUUUCCUAAGUGAGUCAGACAUUGGGAAGAACAGAGCAGAGGUUACACUACCUAGAUUGGCAGAAUUAAACAGUUAUGUUCCAUGUAAUUGUUACACAGCAGAACUGACAGACUCCUACUUAAAAGACUUUCAGGUGGUGGUUCUGACAGAUUCAAGUCUUGAAGAGCAGGUCAGAGUAGGUGAAUUUUGCCAUGCAAAUGACAUUAAAUUCAUUGUUGCUGAGACAAGGGGACUUUUUGGGAUGAUAUUCUGUGAUUUUGGAGAAGCUUUUGUUGUCUCUGAUGUGGACGGUGAACAGCCAAUCAGCAACAUGAUUGCUGAUAUUGAUGAGGAUGGUGUGGUGACAUGCCUAGAUGAAACACGUCAUGGUUAUGAAGAUGGAGAUUAUGUACAAUUUUCAGAAGUAAAAGGAAUGACAGAACUUAACUCACAUGAGCCUAUCAAGAUCAAGUGGCUAGGACCAUACACAUUUGGUAUAGGAGACACAAAAGGGUUUUCAACCUAUCAAAAGGGUGGUAUAGUGACCAAAGUAAAGAUGCCAAAAACUAUCAAGUUUAAAUCCAUAAAGGAGGCAAUGAAUGCACCAGAGUUUGUGUUGACAGAUUUUGCCAAGUUUGACCGUCCAGGCCAGCUUCAUAUAGCUUUCCAAGCAAUACAUGAAUACAUCAAGAAGAAGUCUGAAUUACCAAGGAGUAGAAAUAAGGAAGAUGCUCGAGAGUUUAUGAAAGUUUUCAAUGAAAUCAAUGCUAAUUCUGGAGCUAAAUGUGAGGAUGUAGAUGAAAGUGUAAUAAAUGAAUUUUCAUUCGGAGCACGAGGUGAUCUAUGUCCUUUGGCAGCCGUCAUUGGGGGAAUAACUGCACAAGAAAUCAUGAAGGCCUGUUCAGGCAAGUUCAGUCCAGUGUGUCAAUAUCUGUAUUUUGAUGCCCUGGAAUGUCUACCACAAGAAAACAGAGAUGAAAUUCUAACAGAGGAGUCAUGUAAACAGAAAAACGACAGGUAUGAUGGGCAGACGGCAGUGUUUGGACAGGAGUAUCAGAACAAGCUUAAUAGUCUAAAAUAUUUCCUAGUUGGAGCAGGAGCUAUUGGAUGUGAAAUGUUGAAGAACUGGGCUCUAAUGGGUGUAGCCUGCGGGGAGGGUGGUCGAGUGUACGUAACAGAUAUGGACAUUAUCGAAAAAUCCAAUCUUAAUAGACAGUUUCUGUUCAGACCUUGGGAUGUAUCAAAACACAAGUCAUCCACAGCAGCUGCUGCAGCAAAGGCAAUGAAUCCUGGUCUCCAGAUCACCCCGCAGGAAAACAGAGUGGGACAGGACACUGAAAAUAUUUACACAGAUGAUUUCUUUGAACAGCUGGAUGGUGUUGCCAAUGCUCUUGAUAAUGUUGAUGCUCGUAUGUAUAUGGACAGAAGAUGUGUGUAUUAUCGAAAGCCUUUGUUAGAAUCUGGUACACUUGGAACAAAAGCAAAUGUUCAGGUAGUUAUCCCACACCUAACAGAAUCCUACUCCUCGUCACAAGAUCCACCUGAGAGAUCUAUACCUAUCUGCACUUUGAAGAACUUUCCUAAUGCCAUAGAACAUACUUUACAAUGGGCCAGAGACACAUUUGAGGGAGAGUUUAAGGGACCAAUAGAAACAGCUAAUCUUUAUCUUACAGAUCCUAAGUUUAUGGAAAGAACAUUAAAACUACAAGGAACACAGCCGAUUGAAACAUUAGAUACAGUUCGUAAAGUUCUAGUAGACAACAAACCAUCAAGUUUUGAGGAUUGUGUGAAAUAUGCUAGAAAUUUGUGGGAGGAAAAUUACAGCAAUCAAAUACAGCAGUUAUUGUUUAACUUCCCUGCAGAUCAGGUAACCAGCUCGGGAGCACCAUUCUGGUCAGGACCUAAGAGAUGUCCACAUCCUCUCAAAUACGACUCUAACAAUGAUAUGCAUUUAGAGUUUGUAGUUUCUGCAGCAAACCUGAAAGCUGAGAUAUAUGGGAUAAAGCAGGUUCGGGACAAAGCGGCAGUCAAGGCUAUGGUAGAUAAGGUUGUGGUCAAAGAGUUCAAACCAAAAUCUGGCAUCAAAAUAUCAGUGACAGAUGCCGAUCUUGAGGGAAAUUCAAGCAAUGGAAACUUUGAUUCAGAUGAUGUAAAGAAAUUAAAGGAGCAGCUACCAUCUCCAGACAAGAUGAAAGGAUUUAAGUUACGUCCAGUAGAAUUUGAGAAAGAUGAUGAUAGCAACUUUCACAUGGACUUCAUUGUUGCAUGUUCUAAUCUCAGAGCCGAAAAUUACGACAUUCCACCCGCUGACAGACAUAAGAGCAAGCUGAUCGCAGGUAGAAUCAUUCCAGCAAUAGCUACAACCACGGCCAUGGUUGUUGGUUUAGUAUGUCUGGAAAUGUACAAGAUAGUACAAGGUCACAAGAAGUUAGAGCUGUUUAAGAAUGGUUUCUGUAAUCUUGCUCUACCAUUCUUUGCUUUCUCCGAGCCUAUUGCUGCACCCAAAAACAAGUAUUACGACACAGAAUUCACAUUGUGGGACAGAUUUGAGAUACAGGGUGAAAUGACACUACAGGAAUUCAUUGAUCACUUUCAGAAUGAGCGCAAGUUGGAGAUUACAAUGUUAUCACAGGGUGUUACAAUGCUUUACUCAUUCUUCAUGCCACCUGCCAAGAGAACAGAGAGAAUGGGACUACCAAUGUCAGAAGUUGUGAAGAAAGUAUCAAAGAAGAAGAUCCCAAGUUACGUUAAAGCUUUGGUUCUAGAACUCUGCUGUAAUGACACUGAAGGAGAAGACGUGGAGGUGCCCUAUGUUCAAUACAGACUACCACAGUAAAAUCUAGUUGUUACCUCCCUUGUCUACAAGAAGCUCAACUGGGAUAGCCUCCCUUUGAUGAUGAUUUUUUGAAGAAAGUGAAUAUAUGUGAUACAGAGAUUAAUCAAGAUCUGUGUAGUUAAACUCUCACUAUAGUGUAUAAAGGUGUAUACAAUACUGACAUAUUUUUGAAAUAUGUGUAGAUCAAAAUGAUUCUAUGUGUGCAGUGCAGGUGAACUAACCUUUUAUCAGUGGUUAUGUUACAUGUUCAAAAAUCCAACAGGUAACGAAUAAUUUAGGGCUUGAAACUGUGAUAGGAAUGCUCGUUAGGAAGCACAAUUAUCAUUACUUGGAUCUUACAUGUAAUUUCAUUGACAUUUGCUUGCUUUGAGAAAUACAGGUAUGUUGUAGACGCCUAUAUGUCAUAAAAUAAUUACUUAGAAUACUUUUUAUGCUAAAGUCUAGUUUAUCAAAAUAAGUGCUAUUGUAAAAUUGAACAAGUAUGUGCUGUUGUAUUUAUACAUGUAUUAUGUGCUAAUUUGUUAUUUAAGUUGGGAUAAAUGGUUAUUGAAGAAUUUGAACAUUUGUGCACGAUUCUAAAAAUGCCAAAGUUAUAUUUGGUAUUUAUUGUUUAUUUUUGCAUGGUGAUCUGGACUUACCAGUUGUUUGGUAUAAUGCCAUUAUGAUACGAAUAAAGUCAUUGUACAGAAGUA
Molecule: messenger RNA, 4232 nt
Organism: Mercenaria mercenaria
Lineage: Eukaryota; Metazoa; Mollusca; Bivalvia; Venerida; Veneridae
Product: ubiquitin-like modifier-activating enzyme 1
Exons: 27
Coding region: 310-3540 (1076 amino acids)
Biological process (GO): protein sumoylation
Cellular component (GO): SUMO activating enzyme complex; cytoplasm
Molecular function (GO): SUMO activating enzyme activity
Source: RefSeq, a predicted model, not a curated record